Messenger RNA from Tauraco erythrolophus (red-crested turaco), 2106 nucleotides. Lineage: Eukaryota; Metazoa; Chordata; Aves; Musophagiformes; Musophagidae. The record is from RefSeq and is a predicted model, not a curated record.
AUGUCUGCUGAAGCUGAAACUACCACUAUAGACAGCCAGCCUGAGCAACAGGCUCCACCAAAAGCACAGGCUUCAAAGAAGGAAAAAAAGAAAGGGCCAGAAAAGACAGAUGAAUCCCUCUUGGCCAGAUUCAAAGGCGAUGGUGUAAGAUACAAAGCUAAACUGAUUGGCAUUGAUGAUGUCCCAGAGGCAAGAGGAGACAAAAUGAGUCAAGAUUCAAUGAUGAAGCUGAAGGGCAUGGCAGUGGCAGCCCGUUCUCAGGGUCAACACAAACAGAAGAUCUGGGUGAACAUCUCCCUCUCUGGUAUCAAGAUAAUAGAUGAGAAAACUGGGGUCAUAGAGCAUGAGCAUCCAGUGAACAAAAUCUCCUUUAUUGCUCGAGAUGUAACAGACAAUCGUGCCUUUGGCUAUAUUUGUGGAGGAGAAGGCCAACACCAAUUUUUUGCCAUAAAAACAGCACAGCAGGCUGAGCCUCUAGUUGUUGAUCUUAAGGACCUCUUCCAACUGAUAUAUAACAUGAAGAAGAAAGAGGACGACAACAAGAAAAAGAGUGAAGAAGCAAGUAAGGCUGAGGAUGAUAGCGAAGCUCUACCUGCUGAUCAAGCUGACAAAAUAAAACUGGGAGUUGACCAGAUGGACUUGUUUGGGGAUAUGUCAACACCUCCUGAUAUGAGCAGUCCCACAGAAGCUAAAGAGAUUCUGUUAGUGGAUUUAAAUUCCGAAAUUGAGACCAAACAGACUUUUACAAAAGAGGAUCUCUUCUUGAAUGGCAUCACAACCUCUCUUCCACAACCAAAGCCACAGCCACUCUUGCCUGAGAAUUCUUUCUCUACCAAUCUCAGCUUCUUUCCCACACCUAAUCCAGACCCUUUCAGUGAUGAUCCUUUCACACAGCCAGACCAAUCUGCACUGCCUUCAUCUGUUUCUCUAAAAUCUGCUGAUCAGAAGAAGGAAGGUCUGAAUACCUUGACACCAGUGGGUAAUGGUGCUUCAAAUGGUGAUAUUGAGUACUUUGGUAAACAGUUUGACCAGAUUUCUAAUAGAACUGGCAAACAAGAAGCACUUACAAGCCAGUGGCCACUUGAGAGUAAUCUACCUGCAGCAAGAAUCCCAAAUGGGGUACCAGAGAGAGAACAGGAUGGCUUUCUUAAAGCCAUCUCAAACCUGUUUGUGGAAAGUCCUUCCAAAGGAGUAUCUCUGCAGAAUGGAGUAAAGCUGGAUUCUGAAAGCAAUAUCCAGCUCGUGUCACAUGAGUCUAUAACAAUUAGCCCACCGCCACAAAGUACCAAGCCAGGAAGAGGAAGGAGGUCUGUCAAGACUGCAUCAGAUGACGUAUUUAGCUCAGACUUUUUUGGGCCAGCUACAGAAAGCCUUAGCGUGACCUCAGUGGCACAAACAGGACCUGUGCAAACUUGUCCACUGAACCUCUUCAGUGAAAGUUGUACCAUAACACCUCCAUUGGUUUGUCUAGGUGGCUUGCCAGUAACUCCCUCACCUUGGAGUACACAGACACCUACCUUCAGUCAGGCUGCAUCAGUCUUUCCUGGUUCUGUGAUGCCUGCUCAGCCUACAAGAUUUACUCAGCCAGUUGCCUUUGGUACUUCAGCAUUGCCAAGCUGGAACCAGCCUGCAUCUUUUAGUCAAGCAGUUCCUCAGUCCUCUGGUCUCUGGGCACAGCCAGCACAAGUUCCAUCUAGUUCAUGGGUGCAACCAUCCAGUGCUGUAAAUCCCUUCCAGAGUAGUGUGUUCCCAUCUUCAACACUACCUGCUCAGAUGCCGUCUGUACUGCCCUCCGUGUCAACAACAACUAGCCCACCUCAGCCACCACCUAGAACUGCACCUCCAAAGGAGUUAUGCAAGAAAGAGAGUGAUGCUUUUAUUGCUCUGGAUCCACUUGGUGAUAAAGAGAUGAAGGAUGUCAAGGAAAUGUUCAAAGACUUCCAGUUGACAAAGCCACCUGCAGUACCAGCAAGGAGAGGAGAGCAGCAAAGUCUUUCAGGUACUCCUGGAGCUUUUAGCAGUAAAGGAGGCAUUCCUCAAAAUAGUAUAGAUCAUGGUGACAUAGAAUUUAGCAAGCUGUCUGUCAAAAUGACUGUUAAAAUCUAG